Molecule: messenger RNA, 1775 nt
Organism: Dryobates pubescens (Downy woodpecker)
Lineage: Eukaryota; Metazoa; Chordata; Aves; Piciformes; Picidae
Gene: UBAC1
Product: UBA domain containing 1
Exons: 10
Coding region: 272-1513 (413 amino acids)
Molecular function (GO): protein binding
Source: RefSeq, a predicted model, not a curated record
GGGAGCGCCCCCGUCCCCUCGGAGGGACCGCCGGGCCGAGGCGGUGACAGCAGCGGCAGCGGCGGUGGGGCCGCGGCAGGGUGGCCAGGGCGGGGCCGCGCAGCCGGAGCCCACCGAACUCCUCGUCUCCCAGCGCGGCCCGGCCGGGUUCGCCGCGCCCCUCGGGCCUGGCAGGGUCACCUUCAUGGGCGGGCGGUAGCGCGGGGUGCCCGGGGCCUGGUGAGGCGUCGCCUGGGCAGAGCGGGGACCGGAGGCGGCGGGGCCCGGGGCGAUGUUCGUGCAGGAGGAGAAGAUCUUCGCGGGGAAGGUGCUGAGGCUCCAUGUGUGCACCAUGGAGGGUGCGGAGUGGCUGGAGGAGGUCCCCGAGGACACUACGGUGGAGAAGCUGAAGGAGCGAUGCCUGAAGCACUGUGUACCUGGGAGCCUGGAGGAUCCAAAAACUGUGACACAUCAUAAGUUGAUCCAUGCUACUUCUGAGAAGGUGCUGACAGACACAAAAACAGUGUUGGAGGAAAACAUUCAAGAUAGAGAUGUCUUGCUGUUGAUCAAGAAGCGUGCACCACCUCCGCUCCCCAAAAUGGCAGACGUGUCAGCAGAGGAGAAAAGGAAACAAGAGCAGAAAGCUCCUGAUAAGGAUGCCAUUCUCAAAGCAACUGCAAACCUGCCCUCUCGCAGCGUGGAUCGCACCGUGGCCCAUCACAGCAUGAGGGAUUUUCCUUUCUUGCAGUUCCAGACAGAGCUCCGGAAGAUCUUAGUGUCUCUCAUAGAAGUUGCACAGAAAUUGCUAGCGCUGAACCCAGAUGCAGUUGAACUAUUUAAGAAGGCAAAUGCCAUGCUGGAUGAGGAUGAGGAAGACAGAGUGGAUGAGAUAGCUCUGCGACAGCUUACAGAAAUGGGGUUUCCAGAAAGCAGAGCUGUCAAAGCCCUUCGAUUAAAUCAUAUGUCAGUGACACAAGCCAUGGAGUGGUUGAUAGAACAUGCUGAUGACCCUACAGUGGAUGCUCCACUUCCAGGUCAGACUCCAUCAGAAGCCACAGAUGAAGCUGGUGCAUCCUCUGCUGAAGCAACUGCAGGUCCUAGUGCAGAGGCAGGUGGGGAAGAGGCCAAGGAUGAGCUGACAGAAAUAUUCAAGAAGAUCCGGAGGAAAAGAGAGUUUCGUCCAGAUCCACGAGCUGUCAUUGCCCUGAUGGAGAUGGGAUUUGAUGAGAAAGAAGUGGUAGAUGCGCUCAGAGUAAACAACAACCAGCAAAAUGCAGCCUGUGAAUGGCUGCUGGGAGACAGAAAGCCUUCUCCAGAGGACUUAGAUAAGGGCAUUGACACCAACAGCCCUCUCUUCCAAGCCAUCUUAGAAAACCCAGUGGUACAGUUAGGGUUAACCAACCCUAAAACUCUACUAGCCUUUGAAGACAUGCUUGAAAACCCCCUGAACAGCACUCAGUGGAUGAACGACCCAGAAACCGGGCCCGUCAUGCUCCAGAUCUCGCGGAUCUUCCAGACGCUGAACCGCACGUAGAGGGCGAUGCCAGUCCGCUGCGCCGCUUCCUCCUGCCCCUCGCUUCACCUUCCCCUCCUCGGGAGGGAGCAUGGAUUGCUUGGAGAGGGGGGCAGAUGGAAGGGGGGAGGGGAGGAGAUCCCCUUGGAAAGGGGCUCUCACGCAAGAGCUUAAUGUAGUUAGGGCCAACUGAAGUGAGUUGCCUUGUGGAUGUAGUGUUAGGGGGGAGAGGUUUGAAGGCUUGCUUCUGUUUUCAGGUAUUAGGUUUAAAAUAAAAUAUAUC